Molecule: messenger RNA, 871 nt
Organism: Sus scrofa (pig)
Lineage: Eukaryota; Metazoa; Chordata; Mammalia; Artiodactyla; Suidae
Source: RefSeq, a predicted model, not a curated record
UUCUCAGUACUUGUUGACGCCUAUGUACUCAAUAUGGGACAAAGCAGUUCAAUAACUAUUUAUUGAAUGAAGAAUAAAUGUCCAUUUGUUUCCUUGGAAAAAGCCUUGGUUAAUGUGAGAUUUUAAAUUAUUAUUGGAGCCAGAUUUGGAAAGUUGAUUCAUUCACCAAAAAUUAAGAGAAAUAAUGGGAACUGUAGAAAAAUUAAGAGCUUUCAUAUUACAAUGGAAGUGACUAUAAUAUUAUGGCAUGUUCAUUGACAUUUCCCAUUUUUCCCAAUUCCCAGCUGAGACAAGAAGGACAUGAGGAGAAAGAACCAGACUUGCAUGAUAGAGUUCCCCCACCUGUGGAUCCCCAUCCAGUCAGAACAGCAGGGCAUGUUCUUUGCCCUGUUCCUGGGCAUGUACUUGACCAUGGUGCUGGGGAACCUUCUCAUCAUCCUGCUCAUCAGGCUGGAUCUUUGCUUCCAUAUCCCCAUGUGCUUCUUCCUCAGCCAUUUGGCCCUUAGGGACAUCUCCUUUUCAUCUGUCACUGUCCGUAAUAUGCUGAUGAACAUGCAGACUCAGGAACAAUCCAUCUCCUAUGCAGGGUGCAUUUCUCAGAUGUAUUUUGUCACACUUUUUAGUUGUCUUGACAAUUUCCUUCUCACAGUGAUGUCUUAUGUCAGGUAUGUGGCCAUUUGUCAGCCUCUCCAUUAGACCACUUCCAUGAGGCAGGAACUGUGUUUCUCCCUAGUACCUGGGUCCUUAUUUCUCUGUUGUAUCCUUGCAUUGUUGGUCAACCUGUCUUUCUGUGCUGCCAAUACCAUUCCCCACUUCUUUUAUGACCUCACUAUACUCCUGAAGUUGUACUGCUCAGAUAUCUACCUCAAUG